Messenger RNA from Alternaria ethzedia, 1284 nucleotides. RefSeq lists its product as uncharacterized. The record is from RefSeq and is a predicted model, not a curated record. NCBI's taxonomy places the organism in Eukaryota, Fungi, Ascomycota, Dothideomycetes, Pleosporales, Pleosporaceae. The coding region runs from base 1 to 1284 and encodes 427 amino acids. The transcript has 3 exons.
AUGUCUACCCAGGAUAUCACCAAUCCCUUCCGCUUCAUGGACCUACCCGCAGAGUUGCGCCUCAUGGUCUACAAGCGCCUACCCCGUCAGAUCAAGCACACUGAGAUUCGCUAUGUAACCGGGUAUUACGCCAGCACGAACGAGAAGAUUGGCUCAACAGUGGUCGUGAUCACACGUCACCUCCCAGUAGCUAUUUUGAGGACGAGCCGUCAGGUCCUUGCCGAGGCGCAUGACAUCGUCGCGAAUCUGAUCCGGACUUUCGUGGAGGAGUCGCAGCCACGGGUCAUAGGCCAUGACACCGACCUGGUCGCAUUACAAGAGCUCAUCUACCUUAUACGCACGGAACGCAAAGCCUAUUUGGUCUCCCAUCACACUGCUAUGGGCUACCCUGCUACAAAUCGCCGCUACAAGGCUAUCAAAGCAGAUACCAUGUUAACCGACAUGUUGACCGACCAGCACAAUCCUUUCCCGUUCAUGAGUCUUCCCGUCGAACUGCGUCUAAUGGUCUAUGAGCGACUGCCACGCCAAAUCAAACACACCGAGGUCUCUAUAGACGGAGAAAGGGCUAUCCUGGUCACAAGACAUCUGCCGACCGCCAUACUACGUACGAUCAAGCAGAUCCGCCUAGAAGCACGCACAAUUGUAGAGAAACUAGUCCGACAAUUCAUCGAAGAGUCACCAACAAAGCUCAUUGAGCUCGGCAAAGCUGGAACAAAGAUGAGACAGAAGAAGAUACUCGACUAUCUCAUGUCACAAAUCCCCCGCGAGCGUAUGGCCGUCGAAGACGAUGAGAAGUCCGACAUCGAAGGCAUUCUUCAGAGACUGCCCAAGUCCAGUGGACUUCAACCUACCGAUCCUGCCGCGGCACCCAACGUCGCUCGCUUCUUACAACAAGCUGCUAGAGCUAGAUAUUGUCCCGGUGAUGACUGUUUCCACGACGCUGCCGGUGGACUGUGGAACAACACCGUCGUCACAGUCUUCGCGGCCCGCACAUCUUAUAAGAACGAGGAAGAGUUCCAAUGCUUCGCUGAGAUCAACCACAGACACAUUCGACAUAUAUACCACCACAGAGGGAUGCCGCACUUUCCGCACGAUAUAUGGAUUCGAGAUGGUGGUAUUAUACAGGUCGAAGAGUAUGUCUCUUUCGAAAGGGCGACUGACAGGGUUCCGAUGCUGUGUCAGGAUGGCUACGAUGACUGGGGUAAUAGGAAAGAGGGUGUAGGAGAUUCGUGGGGGCCGGCUAUGAGGAGGGAGGAUUGGGAUGGGGAGUGGCUUCCUUCGUAG